Molecule: messenger RNA, 2606 nt
Organism: Salvia splendens (bonfire salvia)
Lineage: Eukaryota; Viridiplantae; Streptophyta; Magnoliopsida; Lamiales; Lamiaceae
Product: golgin candidate 4
Exons: 15
Coding region: 145-2355 (736 amino acids)
Biological process (GO): endoplasmic reticulum to Golgi vesicle-mediated transport; Golgi organization
Cellular component (GO): Golgi apparatus
Molecular function (GO): small GTPase binding
Source: RefSeq, a predicted model, not a curated record
UCUAGCGCAGCAUCAAAACCCCUUAAUCAUAUUGCAAAUUCAGAUCAAUCUUAUCAAAUUUCCCCCCUAACAAUUUUCUCCCCGAGUUCCGAAAUCUUGGUGAAGGGGAAAGAGGGAAAUAGAGAUAUUGGCGCGUAAAUCUCAAUGCCGAUGUGGAGCUCGGUGGCCAAUUUGAAAGAAAGCCUGAGUAAAAUCGCACUGGAUGUCCACGAUGACGACGACGAUGAAGAGCUGUCUAUGUACACUUCUCCGCCGCGCGAUCAAUCCGACAACGCUAGUUCAGGUUCGGAGCGGAGAGUUUCGCGUAAUUCCAGUGCACCGACGCAUUCGCCAAUCAUCAAUGGAUUUGAUUCCCCGCCUAACCACGAGAUCGAGCUGUACAAAACAAAAAUUAAGAAGCUUCAGGAAUCUGAGUCUGAAAUAAAGGCUCUAUCAGUUAAUUAUGCGGCUUUAUUAAAGGAAAAGGAGGAUCAGAUUUUGAGAUUGACUGAAGAAAAUGGCUCACUAAAGCAGAAUCUCCUUAGUACAAAUGCUGCUCAUGGUGCACCUAAAACUAUUCUUAAGGGUAAUGGUGAUAUGUCUCUCAGUCGCUUUAGUAAAUCUGCAACAAAAAACCGUGGUGCUGGAAGCACACUGUCUAAUGGUGUUGUGACAAAGCAUGAUGGAUUAAGCAAUGGGACUUCAACCAGUUCACGGGAACUCUCAGAUGCAAUGGAAGAAAAAAUUAGAUCCUUCACUAUGAUGCAAGCUACUCAUGAAUCUCAAAUGAAACAAAUGAUGGUUGAACUUGAUAAAGAACGUCGCAAGCUGGAAAGUGUCCAGCUAAGUUUACAAGAGGAGCAGAGGUUGAACGGAUCAUUUCAGCAUGACUUGAGCUCAUUAAAAGAUGAAAAAUAUAAAAUGUUGAAAAAGAUAAACAGAACACAAGACGAGUUAAAUCAGAAGAUAUCAGAGAUAGGAAGGUUGCAAAUGGAGUUACAGAGAAGUGAUAGAAGAGAACCAUACAACAAUUUGGAGAAGUUGAAAAAUAUAAUUGCUUCUUUGGAGGAAGAAAACAGAAAUAUUAAGAAAGAAAAAGAAGAAUGUGAGGCUGCGUUAAAUGCAAAUCAUUCUUCUCCAGUUCGCGGCGACAAACCUGGUGGCCUGCAUCUUUCAAAUAUACAUUCAAGUAGCAUGAAUGAGGGAUUGCUAGAGAAGGAGGAAAUGCAGAAGUCUUUGCAUAAACUAGAAAAUGACCUUAAGCAAGCAUGCAUGCAAAAGGACAAAGCCUUGCAAGAAUUAAAUCGUCUUAAGCAACAUUUGUUGGACAAGGAAUCUGAAGAAUCAGAGAAAAUGGAUGAGGACAGUAAGAUUAUUGAGGAACUGCGAGGAAUCAUUGACCAACAAAAGGUUCAAAUAUCACAUUUGGAGAAUGCUCUUAAGCAGGCAAUCUCAAGACAAGAAGAAGUAAAAAUGUCCAAUAAUAGUGAACACGCGAAGGCUAAAGAAGUUAUAGAUGAUCUUAAAAGAAAAUUGAGUAACUGUUACAGCACAAUAGAUGCCAAGAAUAUGGAAGUUCUUAAUCUGCAAACUGCUCUUGGUCAGUAUUAUGCUGAAAUUGAGGCUAAGGAACGUCUUGCCAAAGAGUUGUCAGUCACAAAAGAGGAAUCAGCUAGGCUUAUCAAGCAGUUACAGGAAGCACACCAACUAGCAGAAGCAUCAAAGAGGGCAGAGAAGGAACUAUUGGGAAAGCUUUCACAAGCUGAUAUUGUGGUUGCGGAAGGAAAGAACAGAGUUAAGAAGCUUGAGGAAGAUAAUGAAAAACUCCGUAGAGCACUUGAGCAAAGCAUGACAAGAUUAAACAGGAUGUCUGUGGACUCUGAUUUUCUUGUUGACAGGCGCAUUGUGAUCAAAUUACUAGUGACAUACUUCCAGAGAAACCACAGUAAAGAGGUUCUCGAUCUAAUGUGUCGUAUGCUGGGAUUUUCUGAUGAAGAAAAACAAAGAAUUGGUGUUGCUCAGCUAGGGCCUGGCAAAGGUGUAGUUCGAGGUGUAUUAGGCCUUCCAGGUCGGCUUGUUGGGGGCAUCCUGGGUGGCGGUGCCCCUGAAGCUCACUCAGCUAUGGCAUCUGAUGACCAGUCAUUUGCAGAUUUGUGGGUGGACUUUCUUCUCACCGAGACAGAAAGGGAAAAGAGGGAGGCUGCCAAUAAUUCAAAUCCAGAUCAAAACUCUACAGAAACCACAUCCCCUUACGUCAAAACAUUACCUCAAGGAAACUUCUUGCGACGCGAACCUUCAGAUUCAGAGUUUUCAACGGUUCCUCUCACCUCAUCAGAAAGCAGUUUGCAAGGUUCAAGACUUCCACCGAAAUACUGAUUAUUUAUGUAAGUACUGACUGUAAAUACACAAUUUUUCCACCUGUGAUAAGCCUAAAUGUUCUUUCGAUUCUUUGUCAAAUUUGUUAUAACUGUAUGAAGAAAUCUACACAUUUAAAAUGUCUGGUUGACAUGAUGGCACUGCUCCAGAUAGACUUGUUAAUGAAUAUUACAAAUUGCGUGAAUUGUAUAUAAACGCUAUACAUAAACCAUAACACAGCAUUUUAAAUUUAUUGAAUUUUACGGUUGUAA